Messenger RNA from Python bivittatus (Burmese python), 448 nucleotides. The record is from RefSeq and is a predicted model, not a curated record. Lineage: Eukaryota; Metazoa; Chordata; Lepidosauria; Squamata; Pythonidae.
CAGGGUUGUUGUGAAGAUAAAGUGGGGAGCAGCAAAGGGUCAAUUUUAGUUGUGAACCUGUUGGAAUUUUCCAUCUUAAUGACAUUUGUCCACAGAGAUGGCAUCCCCAGACUCAAAUCACCCUGAAAUGACCAUUGUAGGCCCUCAUGGAACCAAUCGGUCCAUACACCAUGUUGCAUUUUCAGACUGCCAAAAUGGAUUAGGCAUUAAAAUUAUUGGAGGCUGUCAAGAUCAAUCUGAAGAAGAGUAUGGAAUUUUCAUAAAGGAGAUAUUACCUGAGAGGAUAGCUGCUACAGAUAAUCAAUUGUGUAUUGGAGAUUUGAUUUUAGAAGUCAAUGGCCAAAAAUUAUGUGGUGUAACUAAUGAAAGAGCUGUUGACAUAUUACAAAUGGCAUCGGCAACCAAUCACGUGUCUUUACUUAUUGCCAGAGAUGAAGAUGCAAAGUAA